GAAAUGGAUGGAGGAAAUCAAUCUGUAGUGUCAGAAUUUGUGCUUCUUGGACUUGGUCACUCACAAAAUAUUCACAUUUUGCUCUUCGCAAUAUUCUUUCUGCUCUACCUGAUUAUUGUACCUGGAAAUAUCAUCAUCAUAACCUUAAUAAUCAUCGAUGGCCAUCUCCAUACACCUAUGUACUUCUUCUUGGCCAACUUGUCCUUUGUGGACAUGUGGCUUUCCUCCAACACCACUCCUAAGAUGCUUAUGGACUUUUUCAGGGAGAUCAAGACCAUUUCUUUUUCAGGCUGCAUGUCCCAGAUCUUCCUUUCCCAAUUUAUUGCAGCACUAGAGAUGGUGCUUCGGGUGGUAAUGGCCUAUGACCGCUACGUGGCCAUCUGCAAGCCACUCCACUACUUCACCAUUAUGAGCUUGCACAAGUGUAUUGGGUUGAUAAUGGCUGCCUGGGCCAUUGGCAUUGUGCAUGCCAUAAGUCAGCUUAUUGUGAUUGUGCCCCUGCCAUUUUGUGGUCCCCAGGAAAUAGACAGCUUCUUCUGUGAUAGACCAUUGGUAGUCAAGUUAGCCUGCAUGGAUCUCUAUAAGGUGGAAUUUUUCAUGAAUGUUAAUUGUGGGAUUGUGGCCAUAAUUCCUUUUAUCCUCUUGCUCACAUCCUACUCACAUAUUCUUCUUACUGUCUUCAAAAGCUCUAAAGCAGGUGCUUCCAAGGCUCUCUCUAUCUGCACAGCCCACAUCACAGUGGUGGUGCUAUUCUUUGGGCCCUGCAUCUUCCUCUAUGUGUGGCCUCUCAACAUCAUCUGGAUAGACAAGUUUCUUGCUGUGUUUUACUCUGUUUUCACACCUCUCCUAAAUCCAGCCAUUUAUACAUUGAGAAAUAAAGAGAUUAAAAAUGCUAUGGAAAGAUUUAAAAGGUACUGUGUGAAUCCCAAAGGAAAAACUUGA
Molecule: messenger RNA, 942 nt
Organism: Jaculus jaculus (lesser Egyptian jerboa)
Lineage: Eukaryota; Metazoa; Chordata; Mammalia; Rodentia; Dipodidae
Product: olfactory receptor 4F4-like
Exons: 1
Coding region: 4-942 (312 amino acids)
Biological process (GO): G protein-coupled receptor signaling pathway
Cellular component (GO): membrane
Molecular function (GO): G protein-coupled receptor activity; olfactory receptor activity
Source: RefSeq, a predicted model, not a curated record